This is a messenger RNA of Schistocerca piceifrons (Central American locust), 1580 nucleotides long. RefSeq names its product methanethiol oxidase-like. Gene Ontology annotation, molecular function: selenium binding. The coding region runs from base 28 to 1443 and encodes 471 amino acids. The record is from RefSeq and is a predicted model, not a curated record. The transcript is spliced from 11 exons. Lineage: Eukaryota; Metazoa; Arthropoda; Insecta; Orthoptera; Acrididae.
CCUGGCUAUUCAUCUCCCCUGGAAGCUAUGCAAUAUGGGCCUAGAGAAAAAAUUGUGUAUGUGCCUUGCGUUCAACCUGCUCAAGCUCGCAAUACUAAACCAGACUUUUUGGCAACUGUUGAUAUUGAUCCUGACAGCCCCACUUUCUGCAAGGUAAUACAUCGCCUGCCAAUGCCUUACCUAGGUGAUGAGCUACAUCACUCAGGAUGGAAUGUUUGUAGCAGCUGUCAUGAAGAUUCAACGAAAUGUAGAGACAAGCUGAUUUUGCCAUCACUGGGCAGUUCAAGGAUAUAUGUUGUUGAUGUUGGAAUCAAUGAGAGAGCACCUCGAUUGCACAAGGUUAUAGAUCCUCAAGACUUAAGUCAACUAGACGUUACUGCUCUACAUACAACACAUUGCCUUCCAACUGGAGAAAUAAUGAUAUCUACAUUGGGUGACAACUGUGAUGAAGCAAAAGGAAAUUUUCUUCUUCUUGAUGCUGAAUCUUUUGAAAUUAAGAAACUGUGGGCUAGUAAGGAGGAUGAAACACCAUUUGGUUAUGAUUUCUGGUAUCAGCCAUUCCAUGAUGUAUUGGUUUCAUCAGAAUGGGCAGCACCAAAAGCAUUCAAGUAUGGAUUUAAACCCGAAGAUGGAAUGAAUCCAGCAGAUUUAGAAGGAUCUAUUUAUGGAAAUCACUUAAACUUCUUCUCAUGGAGCACACACAAGAAAAUCCAGAGUAUUGAUCUUGGAAAGGAAGGAAUUGCUCCACUAGAAGUGCGUUUCUUGCAUAACCCACGUAGCGAUACUGGAUAUGUUGGCUGUGCUCUUGGCUCAACAGUUUUCCGAUUUAACAAAAAGGUUGAUGGUACUUGGACAGCUGAAAAGGUUAUCAGUGUACCCUGCAAGAAAGUUGAAGGGUGGCUAUUGCCAGUAAUGCCAGGUCUGGUGACUGACAUCAUUAUAUCAUUAGAUGACCAUUACUUGUACUUCUGUAACUGGCUUCAUGGAGAUAUACGUCAGUUUGACAUUACAAAUGCAGCUCAUCCAAAGCUUGUUGGACAAAUUUUCCUGGGAGGCAGUAUUGUGAAAGGUGGACCUGUUAAAGUAACCGAAGAUUCUGAAUUAACGGAACAGCCUGAUCCACUGUGUGUAAGAGGAAAAAGGCUGUAUGGUUCACCACAAAUGCUGCAACUUAGUCUGGAUGGAAAACGCUUGUACGUUACUUCCUCGCUGCACAGUGCUUGGGAUCAACAGUUCUACCCUGAGAUGGUCAAACAUGGUUCAUACAUGCUGAAGCUGAAUGUAAAUACAGAGAAAGGGGGACUCACUCUGGAUGAAGACUUUCUUGUGGAGUUCAGAGAUGAGACAGGUGGUCCUGUUAGUGCACAUGAGAUUCGGUAUCCUGGUGGUGACUGUACGUCAGACAUUUGGCUGGUAUGUGACGAAGUAGCUGCAAAUCCCUAAUGAAACAAAUGAUGUACUAACAAGGCGUUCACAAAAUUUAGGGGAAUUGCCUGUGUGGUAGUUUGUCGCUUGCCUGGUUUAAUCACACCAUGUUUGGAAAACUGCACCUCAUCGCAGAAACAAUUUUUAAGUCGAAU